This is a messenger RNA of Heterocephalus glaber (naked mole-rat), 3371 nucleotides long. RefSeq names its product FERM domain containing 8 (gene Frmd8). Gene Ontology annotation, biological process: negative regulation of canonical Wnt signaling pathway. The record is from RefSeq and is a predicted model, not a curated record. Gene Ontology annotation, cellular component: plasma membrane; cytoskeleton. Lineage: Eukaryota; Metazoa; Chordata; Mammalia; Rodentia; Bathyergidae.
CCAGGCGGGGAUUAGCUUGAGAGCUCCAGAUCUCGCGCUCUCAUCCUGUUUGUUUGUUUUUUGGUACUGGGGAUCGAACUCGGGUCCUUGAGAUUGCAAGGCAGGCAGCGGAACCAUUGAGCUAAAUCCCCGGCCCAAUCCCCAGUUUUCUUGACUCUUCACCACACGCUAUUACAAGUACGCGGGUCUGUAUCUAGCUUCCGCGGAGCAGCCCAGGCGGCGAGAUCUUCUGUGGCAGCUCUGGUCUAGGCGGUGGUCUGCGGGACUGGGGCUUGAGUCAGAAUAAGAUCCUGGCCGGACGCAGUGGACUCUGCAACCCGCAAGAUGGAAGGGACAGAGGGCAAUCCGGGGCAGCCCGGCCCCGCUGAGCAGUCCCAUCGAAGCAGCGUGUCCUCCGUGGGAGCCCGAGCGGCUGAUGUGCUGGUGUACCUGGCUGACGACACAGUGGUGCCCUUGGCCGUGGAGAACCUGUCCUCACUCAGUGCCCACGAGCUGCACCGCGCAGUCCGGGAGGUCCUGCAGCUCCCGGACACCGCCCUGGACGCCUUCGCGCUCUGGCUUGUCUCCCCUCUGCUGGAGGUGCAGCUGAAGCCCAAGCACCAGCCCUACAAGCUGGGCCGCCAGUGGCCGGAGCUGCUGCUGCGCUUCACGGAUGCCCCAGAUGAUGACGUGGCCAUGGACGAGCCUUCCCUGCAGUUUCGGAGGAAUGUGUUCUUCCCAAAGUGGCGAGAGCUCCAGAUCGGCGACGAGGAGGUCCUGCGGCUGCUCUACGAGGAGGCCAAGGGCAACGUGCUAGCCGCUCGGUACCCAUGCGACAUGGAGGACUGUGAGGCCCUGGGUGCCCUGGUGUGCCGUGUGCAGCUUGGGCCUUACCAGCCUGGCCAGCCUGAGACCUGCACCCUGAGGGAGAAGCUGGACUCCUUCCUCCCUGCCCACCUCUGCAAGCGGAGCCAUGGCCUCUUUGCUGCCCUCCGGGGCCGCGGAGCCAAGGCGGGGAUAGGCGAGCAGGGCCUGUUGAAUGCCUACUGUCAGGUGAAGGAAGCAGUCAGAAGUGAUGGCGCACACGAGGGCACCCUGGGCUUCCACUAUCGUGCCUAUCUCCUUAAGUGCCACGAGCUGCCCUUCUACGGGUGUGCCUUCUUCCGUGGUGAGGUUGACAAGCCGGCCCAGGGCUUUUUGCACCGUGGUGGACGAAAGCCCGUGAUUGUGGCCAUCAGUCUGGAGGGCGUGCAUGUCAUCGACAGCAGGGAAAAGCACGUCCUGCUGGGCCUGCGCUUCCAGGAGCUGUCGUGGGACCACACCUCCCCAGAGGAGGAGGAGCCUGUCCUGUGGCUGGAGUUCGAUGGGGACACCGAGGGCCUUCCCGUCAACAAGCUGCUCAGGAUCUACUCCAAGCAGGCUGAGCUGAUGAGCAGCCUCAUUGAGUACUGCAUCGAGCUGAACCAAGCUGCGGAACCCAUGGCCCCCCGGCAGAGUACGUCUGGGCCCCACUCAACUCCCGACCCUUCGUCGCCUCCCACUCAGCGCCCCAAGCUGCGGAGGCAGAGCAGUGUAGUGUGCAGCCGGAUCCAGCACCUCUCCACCAUUGACUAUGUGGAAGAUGGCAAGGGGAUCAAGCGGGUGAAGCCGAAGCGUUCUAUGUCCUUCUUCAGCCGGCAGCUCUCCACAGGCCAGCGGGGCUACACUGUGGUGCAGCCUGCUGACAGCCUGGAGCAGGGCUGAGGACGGCUGCACCAGGCAGGAGGAGGGCACUGGGGACCCAGCCUCUGGACCUGCCCUGGCACUGUCCUCCCAGGCAGGGGCCAGGCACAUCAGUCCAAAGCCUGUGUACAUGGCAGCAAGCGGCUUCAAUCCCUUGGGGUCUGUGGGUGUUUCAGACCACAGAGAAAGGACUGCUGCUGCGGGGGUGAUACCUGCACUACGUGGAACUGGCCAGGGCCUCCACAGGGUCUCUCUUGCAGUCUGCCCUCCUACCUGUGGACACAUCUUCAUGCCCAUCGCAAGGAGCACAGUGUUCUCUACCCUGCAGGGACUGCAGGCAGCCCCGAUGGCAGAUGGCUGAGGUCAGGGCCUGGGGCCUGCAGGUUCAGUGUUAUUCCUUGGACCUCAGUCACCACAUCUCACAUUCCUUCUGCUGGCAUUCCACUCAUUCUACAAGGAUGGGCUGGCACUUGGAGAUGAGUGCUCCCUGAAUUGAGCCCUCUGAAACAGGUGAGGCCCCCAUACCAUCCCUGAACUGGGACCAGAGGGAGCUGGGUAGAGUCCCCCCUUGCUCACAUCUCACCAACGGGCACAAGACACUAAACGGAAAGAAGGUGCCUUUAUGUAGCUUUUGGUGAUGUCACUAUGAUGGCUGUCCUGUGGACCAGCAGGCCCACCAGACUGGUGCUACUGGGAAAAGCUGCUGAAAAGCCCCUUGUCACCCGCUGGCCCAGACAAUUCCCUCCGUGGAUCCACCAGAUCUGCCCUUCCAUGUCUGGGUCUCCCAGAUUUGCAUUUGGUCUCUUAUCUGCUUUUGUUUGGUGAAGCCAGUGAACUCUUGUUAACCUCAGAGCUGUGGGUUCUCCAGCAAAGGUGUGGGGUCCCCUGAGGACCAGUCUUAGCCACACAAGAUGUUUCUCCUCUCAAGGACUUUGGAAAGGAGGCCUGAAUGUGGGUGCUUGGCUUUUCUUCCCCAUCCCCCCUUUUUGGGGGAGGGUUCUGGGGGUGGAACCUAGGGUUGCACACAUGUUGGGCCAGCGAGCUGUACCCCAAGACCCCACCCAGCUUUGGCCCCCUGACAGCAGUGGCUCUGUCUUUUUAGAGGAGCUGGGCCUCAAGAUGGGUCCUUUCCUGGCCCUGGGCUGCUUUGUGGGGACACAGGCUUUGCUGUUGUCCCUUGAUGGUAACUAUGGAAAUAGGAACAUCUCUUGCUCCAAAUCUGACGGCCAUUUGUCUGCCCAAGGUAACUUGAGAGCUCCAGAUGUUUGGAGGUGGCUUGCCUUCUACCAUCAGGGACUUUAUUUAUCAUAAUAAAUAAGGAAGGAAGAGACCUGGGAGGUGCCUCCAGCAUUUUGGAAUGUUUAGGCUGCAUUGUGACAUCAGCUGCCACCUCUUGUCUCCCCUGCUGGCUUGGUAUAUGACCUCACUGAGCUGCCAGCCUGCUGUCCUCCAGCCCUCUAGUCACCUGGGCCUCCUCACUGUUGGCUCCAGCACAUUCUUACCUGAUGGGCUCACGGGCAGCUGGGGUGUGGUCGGGUGUGUGCACAGAUUGCGUGUUUUCACUGUUGAGCUCCCUCUCAUGUUUUCUAAGUAUCCAUUGUACCUUAUGCUUCUCUGCCUGCCCUUUGGGACAAAGCAGUAUUCUACUAAAAUCUCUUUGAAUGUCCUCA